AUUCGCAUAACAUGUUUUAAAACAAAUGCGUUUUAUUUAUAUUUUUGAUAUGGGCCAGAGUUGUAAUUUUCCCCUUUUAUUUAUUUUUCGUGCCUCUUCGUGUCCCAAACGGCUCCCAUCUCACGAAUUUUACCCAGUAGCCUUUGACGGCUUUUUAGGUGACGCUUCGAUUUACACUUUUCUUCCCCCCCGCCGCCCCCCUUUACAUUUGUUUUCGGGAUAAAGAAGGGGGAGUACAAUCUCAGGGCUCACCAUACUCGAUGAGCGGACAGCGCAAUGUCAGAGCGCUCCGGGCAAACUGCAAAGGGGAAGGAAGGCAAAACCAAGUAUGCGUCUCUCAAUCUGUUUGAUACAUACAAAGGAAAGAGCCUUGAAACACAAAAGCCUAUUGUUCCCCCACGCCAUGGCUUGCAGUCUCUCGGUAAAGUUGCCUCUGCCCGGCGUAUGCCACCCCCUGCCAAUUUGCCAAGUCUGAAGGCAGAGAAUAAAGGCAACGAUCCCAACGUCUCACUCGUUCCCAAAGACGGCACAGGAUGGGCAAGCAAACAGGAACAAGCGGACCCAAAGAGUACCGAUGCAUCGUCAGCACCGCAGCAGGAACCGCAGCAGCCUGUGGCUUCACAGACACCUGCACCGACCCGCCCGAGAACCCCGCCAGCUUCAGAGGUGCCACCGGUCACAGCUAUGGCCCCAGCUUCCACCCAGGCCGUAGGGGCAAGGUCCUGGGCACAGGCCAGUGUUACACAUGGAGUACAAGGGGAUGGUGGAAAGGGAUCAAACCUACCGUCGCCAUUCUCUCGCGAGGAAUUUCCCACCCUGCAGGCGGCUGGCGACCAGGACAAAGCUGGCAGAGAACAGGGCACUGCAGAUCAGUGGUAUGGGCCAGGACCAAGCCUCCGCCCCCAAAACGUUACAAGUUGGCGGGACGGUGGGGGCCGAGGCCUGGCACCCACCCUCUCCGGGGAGGGAGCGGCAGAGGGUGGCACCGGUGGGGCGUUGCUAAUGGACGGGGCAGCCGGGGUCCCGCCUCAGAACUCGCAGUCCCACGUGCCACCUAGGAACCCUCCCGCAGGCAGCCCCGCCUUACCCCUGCCUCAGCCCGCCGUGGGGCCUGGCUUUCCCCCAUUCCGAGGGAUUAUGCCUCCAUUCAUGUAUUCACCAUAUUUACCCUUCCCGGCAAAUUAUGGUCCUCAAGGGCCCUACAGGUUUCCACCACCUGGUGACGGUCCAGCUCCAAGGUUCUCCCGGUCACAGGUUGGUCCUGACAGCCGGCCUCAGCUUCUUUCACGCGAUGCGGGCGGAGAGGUGGUCAAGCGGCCCUCCAUCCUAAAGCAGGAUGACCUCAAGGAGCUCGAUGAGCUAGACCACGAUGGAGAUGAAGGCUGGGCAGGGGCACACGAGGAGAUCGAUUACUCCGCAAAGUUAAAGUUCAGCGAUGAUGAAGGCGAGGACGAGGGAGAAGAGGACACAACAGAGAGCAAGAGUGACUUAAAUGCGCAGCAGAAGUCUCAAGAGACCCCAUCUGCAACAUCCUGCUCUCGAGCCUCAGGCAGCAGUGGAGAUAACCGCCGCAGCCCUCCUUCCAACACUGAAGAAGGCCCGACUUCCUCAGCCAAGCCAGGAUGGUCUGAGGGCAGUCAAGGAGCACCAUCCAACCACCAGGACCGGUCUCACAGCCAGAGUGCAUCAUCGGCCUCGGGAAAAGUAGGCCACGCCCAGCAUCAGCCAGCAGCGGGAGGUCCGACCCCUCCUCCUCAGCCCGGGCUGCUGGUCCACGGGGUCCCGGGAGACGACGAGGACGAGACGUGGCGUCAGCGCAGGAAGCAGUCUUCCACCGAAAUAUCGGCUGCCGUGGAGCGAGCUCGUCGGCGCCGCGAGGAGGAAGAACGUCGAAUGGAGGAGGAGAGACGUGCCGCCUGCGCGGAAAAGUUGAAAAGACUGGAUGAGAAGCAGCAGCAGCAAGGCGGCAACGUCGCAGGAAGUACCGGCAGUAAGACGCCAAGCCUUGAUGGGAAUUCCACAGCGGCCACAGCUGGCAGCCCUAGUCCGUCCUUGUCGGCCUCUGCGUCUUCCCCCAACAUCAGCCAACCGCCUUCGCCGUGCGUCGACCCUGAAGAGCCGCCCGCGUUGCCCGUGCAGUCAGGCACUGGUCUCGCUGUCGGUGACAGACAGCGGGCGAGCAGCAACAGCAGCUAUGACUCUAGCACGGAUGUCCAGCAUUGUCCUCAGCCGGCUGUGACACUGCCAAAGCAGCCUACGUUGGAGGUUUCUGCACCAGUAGACAAAGAGGACACUGUCUGCACUCCUCCAAUGCGUGCAGGAAGCGGAGCUGAAAGAGGAACGGAACCGGUGAAGAUUGAGAAUAUCGGAGGGGGAUCCGGCCGUCAAGCUACCAUUCCUCCAGGCCAGGGUUACUCAAAGUACCAGAAGUCCCUCCCACCUCGUUUCCAGAGGCAGCAGCAGGAGCAGCUAUUGAAGCAGCAACAGCAGUGGCAACAACAGCAUAGCCAGGCAUCUCAGAGCCAGCUCUCCCCUCAAUCCCAAGCACCGCAGGGUACUUCACCGGUUUCAACGCCUCAGCCAGGACCCGGACCUAAACAGGGAGGACCUCUGUAUCAACCCAGCAAUUUAGUUCGGCCACUUCCGAUGAAUUUUGACCCACGCUGGAUGAUGAUGCCCUACAUGGAUCCUCGAAUGAUGCAGGGUCGCCCGCCUAUGGACUUCUAUUCCACAGGAAUGCACCCGUCAGGGCUUAUUGGCCGUGAGCGGUCUGAUUCAGGAGGAUCUGGUUCAGACCCCUUUGAUCGGCAACAGCAGCAUCCAGGGCAUCCUCACCGUGGUACUCCCCCUGUUGAUCCUAAAUUGGCCUGGGGGCCUGAAGUAUUCCCUGGUGGAGCGGAAGGUUGUGGUAUAAAUCCUCCUCUCAGGCAGAGGCAGACUUCAGAAGAGGAGGAUGUCACCAAAGGGCCCAGGAGUGACACUCCUCCACAUCGCUUAAGAGAGGCUGGAUUGGGACCCAUCAAGCAGCCCAACACAAGCUCCGGGCCGUCGAACCAGACGCCGCCUCCAGUUAAUGCCCCGGGUGGAAGCCAUCCCCCUCAUCACUACAUAAGUGGGCGCGGCAACUACAAUAACUUUCCUGAUCAAGGUGCAAGGAUGCCAGCCCACCAGCAGCAACAGCAACAACAAAGAGGUAGUGAAAGAGGAAGCCACUCCCGUAACUUUACCCAUCAGGACGAAGGCCAAAGCCGGGGUUCUCAGCCAGGCCAACUCUGGGGGGCUUCACAUCCUCAUUAUGAUCGCAAUGGCCGCGCAGACGUCCCAAAUGUAGAGGGCAACGCUCAUCUCCACCACCAUCACAACAACCACCACCCUCAGCAGCCUCACUACACUGUCCAAUCCCAUAGGCACGAGAAUAGCCACGACAAGGUAGUCGAGGGCCCUCCGAAGAAGACUAAUUCUUCUCCCCCGCUCCACCAGCCCUCCCUCUCAUCCUCAUGCUCCUCAACUUCCUCUUCUGCCUCGACCAGGGAAGAUGGCAACGUCAAGGCCACUUUGCAGCAUCCUCACAGGGAAGGUGAAGCUGGAGUUGGACAGAAUCUUGGUGAAAGAGGCAGUAUUGGCGGUCAUGUUAAGCAUGAAAAAACAGGCUCCGCAUAUGCACCACAUGCUUCUAUGGCCUCGAGCCCUCCUCCUGCUCAACAUGGCAGUCACCCCCAGCCAGGGCAUCAUCCCCAUCCAAGGUCAAACCAAAGAGGGGUGCGGGAUCAUAAAACAGAGACCCAAUGGGGCCCUCGACCUGGCAGCACCAACACAGUUGGUGGGUCCUCUCAUAGCAGGAGGAACAACAAUGCAGGUAGCGGGAACAAUUCCCGCGGUGCUGACGAUACCACGCAUGCUCCAUCGGAGCAUAAGCCCGCAAACCAGUCGGGAGGCAACAAUCCCAACAAAAGGGCGGGUCCAAUCAAGAAGCCACUGAUGAAGGAGAUGAAGAAAGAGGGUGAAGUUGAUAGCGGAGGGAAAUCCAGCCAAGGCUUUGUGAAAGAUAAAGAGAAGGAUGGUGGUCAAUCGACGGCAACAAAGCAGGAUGCCGCUACCACUCAUAACACCUCCGCUCCGUCAGGGAAAGAAGAGCCUGCUGUAACGAUAAAACCCCGAAACAGUGGAAAAGAACGGCCAUUCGGAGGAGGUGGCGGUGGGUCAGGGAGAGCCCCUAAAGACGCAGACAAUUCUUCAGGAUUUUCAGCAUCCCGGAGGGACAGAGACCGGUCUUUUGAAAGAAGAACCGGCAAUUCCCAUAAUCAUGGAGUCGCCAACAAAGUCACCAGAGGCAGUCGCGGGCGAGGUGGAGAGUUCUACGGCCGCGGUCGCGGUUACAGGGGUACCUACACGGCCAACGCUGGCCCUAGUGGUGCCGCCUGUGGCAGAAUGGCCAGCAGGAGUGGCAGAGACUUUCGCACAUCUGUCGCUGUUGGCCACCAUCACGAUCCGAAAGGCGAAGGCCCCGUUGGGAGGCAUCCUCAGGAUAGGUCCCAUCACAACCCGGCUAGGGCAAGGAAUCGGAGCGAAACACGCAGUGAGGGCUCAGAGUAUGAAGAAAUCCCCAAAAGGAGGAGGGAAAGAGGAUCAGAGACGGGAAGCGAGAGUGGGGCGAGUGACCUCGGGCAAUCGGACAAGGACGACACCCACAAACCCAACACCAAGAAUGGCAUCGAUAAUACCAACACGACUUCUAGUGGGAUCAGUCACUCUGCGCCACCAAGGGGGACACAGGCUCGGGUGUUCACUCCGAGGGGCGUGCCGUCGAGGAGGGGCAGAGGUGGCGGUAGCGGAGGAGGAAAUAUCUUCAGGAAUAGCGGCAAUGUCGGAGGACCGGCCGGGGGACACAGGGGUGCAGCCUCUCACGGGGGUUCCUCGAGGCAGCCAAACUCUGCGCGAAGGCAGCAAGCCCCGUCGCAUACCUCAGGGCACAAGGACUUGGGCAGGGGAGGGCCACCUUUAGAGAAGAAAGAUAAGACAGCUGAUGGAAAUCAAACUCAAAGUCACGGACCCAACCUUCCUCAGAGCUCUUUGUUGGCCGCUACUCCUAACACUCAAGCGGCUACUGACAAUGGAACUGUUUUGACCCAGCAAGCUUCAAGCAACCCCGCAUCGAUUCCCAGUGGGCCAAAUUCAGUCCCUCCUCCAACUAACCGCGGGUUUCCUCCCGGCGGCUUCGAGCGACCCAAGCGUCGACGUCACAUGCGGUCUCAACAUCAGCAGGACAAGCCGCCUCGCUUCCGGAGGCUGAAAGAACGAGAGAAUGCCGCUCGGAUCAACGGUGGCGUGGGUGUCAUCGGAGGGGGAAGGCCCUCCUCUCCUUCUGUAAAUUCAAUUCAGGACAGUAACGGGCCUACUGUCACGGCUACGCUAAUCGGUAACGCCCAGAAUGCCAACCAUACCGCCACGCUUACGGCUACCAAUAACAGUGGCGGCGGGCACCUCGGCAAUGCGAACAGCCACCACCAUCACCACUUCAGCCAGGGUGGACCCGCCCACCCCCAGCACCACCACAGCCACGGAGCCAAGUCCCCAGACUUCACCAACCAGAACUCGGACCAGGCCAACGAGGAGUGGGAGACUGCUUCCGAGAGCAGCGACUUCACCGAGUUCCGAGACAAAGAAGGCGGAGGGAAGUCGUAUUCUUCUCACCACCACCACCACCAUGUCGGAAAAGGAGGAAGCGGCGGCGGAGGGGGUGCCAUCGAGCGAGAGAUGGGAGGGAAAGAGCCCCAAGGUAAUAAAAGAAGCUUUUCAAGCCAGCGUCCCGGCAUGGAACGGCAAAACCGGAGGGUGAAUGUCGGCGGAGGCAGAGGCCCUCGAGGUCCGCCCGGCGGCGCCGGCGGCGGGACAGGAAACGGAGGCGGCAUCCGCGGAGAGAAGCGGGGCAACUGGCCCUCCCCGAAAAAUAGGAAAUGAUCGAGUAUUUCAAAACACUUCGGCUGAACUGCACUCACUUUCAACCCGAUUCUUCCAUUUUAAUCCUGUUUUCAGUUUCAUGUUUGCAUCCCUUAAACAUAUGAGUGUCUUGUACAGUAUAUGGAGAUGGUAUUCUAAAUUCACCCUUUUUGCAUCCGUACGUUGUCGACCCUACUUUCUUUGUAUAAUUUUGUUUGGGUUUCGUCUUACUUUCCGUCGAGUUGUGCCCUCUUCACCUCGAAAAGUCUUGCCCCGGGUUGAUAUGACACGCUUGUAGUUUGGCAAUGAAAACGCAUUGUUUUAAAAUAGGGGCGGGGGGAUUCACACUGCUAUACAUACAAGCACAAAAUGACAUCUUUGAACAUGUAGAACUUGUGUGGUCAUGUGGAUGUAAAAUGAUUGUGGGACUGAAUUGGCAAAAAGAAUCAAUCGGGCAAACUUUUAUAUCCAUAUUCAUGUGCGCGUGUAUAUUUCUACCACACUUUUGCCUUCGGUGGUGUACAGUUCUGAACGAAUUCCCCUUACAAAGGGGAAAAGCGCAGCUUCAGCUGAACAAGAACAGUAUCAGUGUAUCAUAUUAUGUUUUCGGGAGAGUUGUGUCAAUUCAGUUGCAGCCACACGAGAUGUUAAGUGUCUGUGUGUGUGUUUGCGUGUGCGUGCGUGUGGUUUUGUUUGUUCUUUUUUUUCUUUUUUUACAAAGUGGAUGGUUAAACAGCCCGCAGUCUCUUAUUUACUUUUCUUUGGCUCUCAGUUAUGAACGUUUUCUGCAAAGUAUGUAAAAACUGUGGUAGGACCCAUGUACUACUGUUCCUCGUCACUAGUUUGUCUUUUUUAUAUCAUUGUCCUGUUGUGUUGUUUUUUCCUCCUUUCACGCUUUCAUGUAUUACGGAGCCCCUAAAGGGACAGACAGAAAUAAAAUUUCUUUAAAUCACCUGGUGCGCAUCAGAUUUUAUGUGGUGCGGACUAAAGACUAUCUGGCGCGUACCAGAUAGUAUGUGGUGAGAGCUAGAAACUAUGGUAUGCACCAGAUACUAUCUGGAGCUCACUAGAAACUUCGGUGCGCACUAGAAACUGGUGAGCACCUGAUAGUAUGUGGUGCGCACUAGAAACUAUCUGGGGUGCAACAGGUAGUAUGUGGUGUGACUACACACAAUCUGGUGCUAUCUAGAAAGUGGUGAGCCCCUGAUAGUAUGUGGUGCGCACUAGAAACUCUGGUGAGCACCUGAUAGUAUGUGGUGCGCACUAGAAACUAUCUGGGGCGCACCAGGUAGUAUGUGGUGCGCACUAGAAACUAUCUGGGGCGCACCAGGUAGUGUGUGGUGCGCACUAGAAACUAUCUGGGGUGCACCAGGUAGUAUGUGGUGUGACUACACACUGGUGCGCACCAGAUAGCAUAUGGUGCGCACUAGAAACUGGUGAGCAUCUGAUAGUAUGUGGUGCGCACUAGAAACUGGUGAGCACCUGAUAGUAUGUGGUGCGCACUAGAAACUAUCUGGGGUGCACCAGGUAGUAUGUGGUGCUCACUAGAAACUAUCUGGGGCGCACCAGGUAGUGUGUGGUGCGCACUAGAAACUAUCUGGGGUGCACCAGGUAGUAUGUGGUGUGACUACACACAAUCUGGUGCGCACCAGAUAGCAUAUGGUGCGCACUAGAAACUGGUGAGCACCUGAUAGUAUGUGGUGCGCACUAGAAACUGUGGUGAGCACCUGAUAGUUUCUAGUGCGCACCACAUACUAUCUGGGGCGCACCAGGUAGUAUGUGGUGCGCCCUGCAAAUCUAUCUGGUGUGCACCAGGUAGUAUGUGGUGCGCACUAGAAACUCUGGUGCGCACCAGAUAAUAUGUGGAGCUCACCAGGUAGUUGUGGUGUGCAUUAGAAACUAUGGUGUGCACCAGGAAAAAUGUGGUGUGCACUAGAAACUAUGUGUUGAGCCCCAGAUAGUUUCUAGUGUGCACUACAUACUAUCUGGUACGCACCAGGUAGUGUUUGGUGCGUACUAGAAAUUGUGGUGAGCAUCAGAUGGUAUGCUGUGCGCACUAGAAACUGUGUUGAGCACCAGAUAGUUUCUAGUGCGCACUCAAAACUAUCUGGAGCACACCAGGUAGUAUGUGGUCAGUACCUGGUAGUAUGUGGUGCGCACCAAAUGGUUUGUGGUGUGCACUCGAAACUUUGGUGCGCAACAGGUAGUAUGUGGUGUGCACUACAUAGCUUCUAGUGCACACCAUAUACUACCUGAUGCGCACCAGACCACAGUUUCUAGUGCGCACAACAGACUACCUGGUGUGCACCAGAUAGUUUCUAGUGCGCACCACAUACUACCUGGUGCACACCAUAUUUUAUAAUGUGCACCACAACUACCACAUAGUUUCUAGUGCGCACCAGGUAGUAUGUGGUGCGCGCUAGAAACUGGUGCGCACCAGAUGGUUUGAAUUUAUUUCAUUUCUGUCAAUGUCCCUUCACUCCGUACAUGUCAACCUGGUUUGAAAAUUCAUUUGGAUCGAUCAGUCUUUAUUUUGUUUUUAAGAAAAUAAAGGCUUUUUCAGCCUCACCGUAGCAUCCUUGUUACCUGCAGAACUUCUGCACACUGCAAAAAUACUUUGGAAAUUUGCGUUAUUUGAUUGAUGGCUUUAUUUCCCCAUUUCUUUGAGCUUUCCAUUUUCAUACGGAAGCUUUCUCUUUAAAGUGGAAUGUCUAUUCUAUCGAGGGGAAAGCCAGUUUAAAGAAUGACUUUUCACAAAUUGUUAGUUCAACUGUCAUUGCGUUGGUAGGUAAACUUAUGUUGUUAAUAAGCACUCCUUGUAGUUAAAAACAAAAACAAAAAACUUGGUUGCUGUUUUUUUGUAUUCUUUAGUAGAGCAAGUUAUAUGUGAUGCAACAAGGACAGGUACUCUGUCUGGGCCCAGAGUACUAAGAUAAUAGGUCAAGUAUUACAUCUCCUCUGCUGUUGUGCAUGCUGUGAUGCACCCUAUUGCUAUUGGGACUUUUCACACAAACAAGGACUAACUGAGGAGGUUAACAGAUCGUAAGAAUUGAACAACCAGGUUGCAUUUGUUUUGGAAUUAAUGGAUUUGUAACACUUGUAGUCAUGCAGUCAACAAACCUGCGCACAGUUGAGAGAAAAGAUGAACUUCUCUGCAUCAAUUCACUGCUGUAAGUUGGGGUUUUGUUUGUUUACUGACAGUUUAACCGGGGAUGUUUGAAGUAGGGCAUUUGUGAGUGUGUUGCGCGACUGUGCUGUGUUUGGUGCGUGUGUUUUUUUUCUUUUCUUUCUGGUAUCUACGUUGUAAUGGGAAUGGCAAGGACCAGAGGGUAACGAGAACGGCAAGCACUUUCUGCCUUUUUUUUUUUUUCGCCCACUUUCGAUUGACCUAAUGUUAUCGAAUCUGCUUUCAAAAAGAAAAAUGACAUAUUAAGCUCUUUGCAUACAUACAGAACAUUCGUCGAAUAAGCAGAGAAAAGAAUCUUUUUUUUCGUUGUUGUAUAGUUUAACACAAUACAUACUGAAGCAGGCAAGUGAUGUAUCUUUACUUCAAGCAUGAAUACACAGCUUGCCUUGUCCGUCACUGGUUUCCGCAUCGCUAGCUGUACUAUUCAGACCGGCUCAAAGAGUCCCCCAUCCCUCCUCGACUCUUUGAUAUCGAUGUGCACAUUAUUGUAUGUACCCAUGCUAAAAGAAAAAAGUCGUGUAUUGAAAGUACUCCAAAGGAUUGUACUGUUUCCAGCAUUACCAAGGUACCUGGAGUGGUCCAUUAGGUUGUUUUAGCAUUUAUGGUUUUAUUAAUGGAGCCGUAAUAUAUGCACAUGUAUGUAUAUUGGUAUGUAUCUUUAAGUUUUGUCGACCCCAACUUACAUUCCCACCAACAAAUGUUGCCAUUUUUAGUUCAAGGGAGCAAUGUACAAGCAGAGAAGUGUCUUAUUAUAAUAAAAGUUAUACAGAGAAGGCAAAGUCAAAUAAACUACUUUUGAUUGAAUGGAAAAAUGGAGUUGUCUCAUUAUUAAU
Messenger RNA from Corythoichthys intestinalis (scribbled pipefish), 9957 nucleotides. RefSeq names its product proline-rich coiled-coil 2A (gene prrc2a). The record is from RefSeq and is a predicted model, not a curated record. Bases 277 to 5958 code for a protein of 1893 amino acids. Lineage: Eukaryota; Metazoa; Chordata; Actinopteri; Syngnathiformes; Syngnathidae. Gene Ontology annotation, biological process: cell differentiation. The transcript is spliced from 16 exons.